AAAUACUCGCUUCAUUGGCAAAAAAAAAAAAGGAAGACUUCUUCAUCGUCACAACUCACUCUUUCACCUGCAGCUGCCAUAGCCACAGCCGUUCUUAUUUGCCGCCUCUUCCGGUCACCGCAACAUCCCCAGGCUUUCUUGUUCACUUCUUCUCACUCCAUUUGAGCACUUCCAGGAAUUUGAGUGAUUAGAUCUCUAGAAAAAUGCCUCCCGCGGCUCCUCGAUCCGGUGAUGCGAUCUUCGCCAGCGUCGAACGCGUGAAUGCAGAACUAUUCACUUUAACUUAUGGAGCAAUUGUGCGUCAAUUGCUUACUGACUUGGAGGAGGUUGAGGAGGUCAACAAGCAGCUUGAUCAAAUGGGCUAUAAUAUAGGGAUUAGACUAAUUGAUGAGUUUCUGGCAAAAUCUAAUGUGUCCAGAUGUGUUGACUUUAAGGAGACAGCGGAAGUGAUUGCAAAGGUGGGUUUCAAAAUGUUUCUUGGGGUCACUGCAUCUGUUACGAACUGGGAUGCUGAUGGGACCUGUUGCAGCAUUGUUUUGGAGGAUAAUCCCCUUGUAGACUUUGUAGAGCUGCCUGAUACGUGUCAAGGUCUCUACUAUUGCAACAUCUUAAGUGGAGUCAUAAGAGGAGCCCUAGAGAUGGUGUCAAUGAAGACUGAAGUCACCUGGAUACGUGAUAUGCUUAGAGGAGAUGAUGCGUAUGAGUUGCAGGUGAAACUUUUGAAGCAAGUUCCAGAAGAGUACCCUUACAAGGACGAUGAGUAAUAUGCAGAGACAUGAUCUCUUAGUGACAAUGCACACUUGACAGUAAUUUAUUUUUCGUAUUUUACUCUUCAAUGCCUUCACGAAGAAUAGGAGUUUAACAACAUUUCCCCUGAUGUACGUUUUGCAUGUCAUCUUGUACCUUCAUUGAUCUUC
This is a messenger RNA of Durio zibethinus, 917 nucleotides long. RefSeq lists its product as uncharacterized. Gene Ontology annotation, cellular component: TRAPP complex. Gene Ontology annotation, biological process: Golgi vesicle transport. The record is from RefSeq and is a predicted model, not a curated record. NCBI's taxonomy places the organism in Eukaryota, Viridiplantae, Streptophyta, Magnoliopsida, Malvales, Malvaceae.